AGACACCUCGUGGAUAUGUUGCGUCAACAGCUUAACGACUUAGCAUUGUUCAUCCUGGCACCUCGAUGUUACCUAGAUAUUGCGGAUUACAUGAAAGUCUGUAAACGGGACCAAAGCACCAUCAAUGAGUGUGUCAAGAAUUCCAUCGAGAACCUUCGCCCGAACCUCAUAGCUGGUAUCCCGGAGAUCAAUGUGCCCAGCAUCGAACCGUUUUAUAUUACUGAGGUGGUCGCUAUAAAUGGUGACUUGGCUCCACUGAAGGCGUCAGCAACAAAUGUCAAAGUUUCAGGCGCUGGCAAUUUCUCCAUUAAGAGUUUGGACCUCGACUUAGAAACCUACACGAUUCGUGCCCGUCUCCGCUUCCCACUGCUUCACUUGGAAGGAAACUACAAGAUGGACACCCAGAUCCUCGUAGUGCCACUUAAAGGAGAAGGAAAUGUUUACGCUGAUGCAGUGAAAUGCGACGCAGAUAUCGAACUAAAGAGCAAAAUUUACAAUCGCGAUGGAAAGCAGCACAUCAAAUUCACGAGUUUAAACGUUAAGUUGAACCUUAAGGACUAUAAGAUUCGUCUCACUGGACUCUUCAAUGGAGACAAAACGCUGGAGGAAGCUACAAACGAAGCGAUCAACCAGAACCGUGGUGAAUUCUUAGAAGCAAUGAAGCCAUACCUCGAGAAGACGGUCGCCAAAGUGCUGUUGGAUUCCGCCAAUAAGAUCGUCCACCCCUUGCCUUUAGAAGACCUGUUCCCUCUAAAAUACUACAACUUGAAGGAUGUAAAAGGAAUUAGAUUUGUUCUUCUCUGGGACCUGAGUAAGCUCCAAGCCAAUGACAAUUGGCAAGAGACCGCUCAGCACCGGGGAAGGUGGAGAGUUCUCGUCUCGGAGGCCAAGACCCACUUCGGGUUUACGAAAGAGUUUCUUGUGCAAGAUAACGAAAUGUUGACUAUCGCUCCGUUCCUGUUUGCUCUGCACUUUGCGGGUGCUGAAAUACCUCCGUACAUCAAAAUAUGUCAUCGAGAUGACCCCAACGUGGACAAAUGCAUCAUCAACUCCAUAGAGGAGCUUAGACCUAAGCUUAUCAAGGGUAUACCCGAACUAGAUGUACCAGGGAUAGAGCCUUUAAGUCUUGGUCAAAUAGCAUUAGCAAGAGGACCCCAAGGUGCGAAGUUAACUGCUGUGGUCAAUGACGUCAAAGUGAGGGGACCGAGCAACUUCAAAAUUACUGAAUUGAAAUCGGACCUGAACAAAAACAAGUUUGAUUUCAAAAUAUUAUUGCCGAAGUUGGAGUUCGCUGGGAAAUAUAAAAUGGACAUACAAGUGUUACUGCUUCGUCUUCAGGGACGAGGAAAUAUUACGGGAUCGUUUAAGGACUACGCCUGCAACGUCACGAUGCGUGGACACAAGGAAAAGAGGGGUGACGAAGAAUACCUAAAAUUUGAUCCAAUGAAGGUCAAACUACGUGUAGGAGAUUCUUCCAUUUACCUCACAAAUCUGUUCGACGGUGAUCCCGUACUCGGACCAGCUACCAACAGGGUCAUUAAUGAAAACUCUCAAGUAUUCCUCUCAGAAAUCAGCCCAGUUAUGGAGAAGAGUUUGGCGGACAUAUUCACGGAAAUAUCAAAUAAAAUUACAUCUAAAUUUACGUAUAAGGAACUUUUCCCUUAAAGUUAGGUGUGGCUACACAGUGUAAAGCUUAUAGUUAAUUUUUCGUCUAUAACUAUUAUUUCGUGUAAAUUUAUGAUUCCAAUUCAUUUCAUUUUAUAGUUUCAUAAUUAUGUGACUUUAACAUUAAAUAAUUUUGGCACAAAUAAAAAAAAUCUUUAAAAACAAAUGUCAACAUGUCACUUUGAUAUCAUAUAACCUAAGCAUAUAACAAAAAGCUUAUUGCGAUAUUUUAAUACCUAUACAUUUCAUGAAAAUAUAUGUUAAUUAAAAUUAAAUCAGGUAGCAUUUGAAUAUUAGCUUUAACUUACUGGUAGCCACCAUCAUUUUAGUUAUUAGUUUUUUUGUGAUAAAUGUUUGAAAAUGUGAUUUUUAGUUGUUUAUCUAUUUUUUGUUGAACUUAAUUCGUUUUCUUUUCAAUAAAAAUUUAGUUUGCACUAUGGAAGCAUUGAAAGUAAUGAGGCUGUUUGAAAAUGAAGUAUUUUUAGUAAACGUAUGAUUGAUUUAUUAAUUAGAGAUUAUUGGUUAAUGAUGAAUGAUUUUUAAAGAAAAUAACUGAUUACAAAUUAUUUUUCAGUUAAAUAAAUUACCAAAUGUCUGUGUAUUAUAAGAUGGUGUUAGUUUUUUGUAUUUAGAAUUUAGUAUUAGUUUGAAUGUUUGUAAAUAUAUUUUAUUAAUGUUAAGCAUCAAUCGGUUUUUAUAUGUUUUUAAUAAAAUUUAUGAAUGAAAUUAA
Colias croceus (clouded yellow) is the source of this 2395-nucleotide messenger RNA. RefSeq lists its product as uncharacterized. The transcript is spliced from 12 exons. Bases 16 to 1665 code for a protein of 549 amino acids. The record is from RefSeq and is a predicted model, not a curated record. NCBI's taxonomy places the organism in Eukaryota, Metazoa, Arthropoda, Insecta, Lepidoptera, Pieridae.